AUGAAGGUCACCAAGGAUAUAGUUAUAAUUAGUGGACUAGAACGAUUUGGUGAAAGUCACACUGUUCGACUAAAAGAUGCUGAUCCAAAUAAGCUUCAGCUUUUUAUUGACAAGAUGCCAGCCACUAUCAAAGGUAAGAGUGUGACAUAUGGUUUUUAGUAAAAAGAGAAAUAAGGUUAAACUUACUGUAUGUAAGUAGGUUUAGAAACAGGUAGCUCAAGAAGCUUAUGACGAGAGUAGUUAGUUGAGAAGCAUACGGUUAAACCCGUACAUUGUAAGGAUAGCUGGGCUUAAAUACCGUAAAAUUCCGAAAAUAAGCCCCUCCAUGUAUAAGCCCCUCCAAAUAUAAGCCCCCCAAACCGGUAACGCAAAAAACCCUCCGUUAAAUCGCCCGUCCAAAUAUAAGCCGCCCGGGGGCUUGUACUUGGAAAAUUGACCUCAAAUACAAAUUGAAACAAAGCAAAAACGGUAAUUUUACUUCCAACUAUAAGGCUAGCCCAAUCGAUUUUGAAACGCCAAUUUCCCUCCGUAGAUAAGCCCCUCUGAAUAUAAGCCCCUCCAAAAAUAAGCCCCUCAAAAAGGGCCUUUGAAAAAUAUAAGCCCCGGGGCUUAUUUUCGGAAUUUUACGGUAUUUAAAAUUGAAUUGAUGAGUAAAAUAUCCAGACUUAAUUUCCUAAACAUUAACGCUUAUGAAUUUGGUGAACCCGCAAGAGGGGUAGACUACUAGAACACAAUUAUCUACUAGAAAGCAGCAACGCUUGUAGGACACGAUAUCGGCCUGGCCCCAAAUCUAGGAGUCAACAAAUCAGAUUAUAUUUAAGACUAAAUGAAAGCUUAGAGUAAACCAUUAGUCUGUAAUUCAGAUAUCAACUGAAGCGAUGUUUUUCCUCGCCUCAUUCUUCCCUUCUCGAACGCUGGUUUUUCUGCCGUUAAAAUUUCUCCUGUGAUCCUGACUCGUUCUCAGUCCUUUCUUAUCAUUUGUAAGCGGUGUAGGGUUUGAGAGAAAUGUUCUGCUUCAACGCAGGAUAGGAUAUAGAUUUACAAGUCGUUUUUUCAAUCAGUGUUAAAAGGACAUAAUUCUGUAACACGUUUUUUCUUAGACACUUUUCGGUGGUGAUUCUUAUUAGCGGAUGAAGUGUGUAAAUGGUAUAUUUCGGGUAAAAAAAUCACAAUUGGCAACUUGACUUGUGAGAAAGCUUAUAUGUUUUACGAGACUUCUUUUUUUAAGUAGUUAAAGAAUGUAGUUGCUUCUUUUUACAUUGUCACAUAUCCCUUUAGUUUUUACAAUUUGAGUUCAAAACUUGUUACAGUUCGCGUCAGAAAGUUAUUGCAUUUUAAGUUAAAGUUGUUACAUAACGAUUUUAUUUUACAUAUUGCUUUACUUGUUGUUACAUUUCUCGUUAAGGUUACAUUUUGCGCCAUAAACUUCGUUUCUUCCCACCCCCCCCCCCCCCCCCCCCCCCCCCCCUCCCCGCCGACUAUAACGACCAGUCCAACAUUGUUUUUUACUUCGGCGGAGCGCGAAGUAAAGGUUUCGCGACGCUCAGGAAUGUAUCAAAGUUACAAUUUUUUGACAAGAUUGGGCAUGCAAAGUCUGUAGGUUUUCGGUUUUAUUCGGCUAUUUGACGAAGUGAGAGCCGAAUUAAUUCGAGAUAUCUCGAGAUCACUUCGAUUUCUUUGAUUCAUUCUUUAACUUUUUCGAGGAAGAAAGAAUUAUUAUUUUGGCUUUCCCGGGGUUUGAACCGACUCACCUGUGUGACCCGUCAGAUCAGAGGAGACUCUAAGUUGAGGGAUUAGCCGAUUGCACUACUGCGACCCAAGGUAGUUUGGGAUAUGAAAAAUAGUUAUGAAAUGAUGCGCUAGUUUCGGGACAAGAUUGGGCGUGCAAGUUCGUGACUUUUCGGCUUGUUUCAACUAUUUCACGAAAUGAGACCGGACUACUUCGUGAUAUCUUGAGAUCACUUCGAGUUUAGUCUUUAAUUAUUCGAGGAAUAAAUAGAGGAUAUUUCGUGGCCGCGCAGAGACACGAAAUUUCUCUUCGAGUGUUGAAAAACAUUUCACGAGUGAGCCCUCCUUUCGAACUGUUUUAUGAUGAAUUUAAUUAACUAUGAUUUAAAGUUACAAAAUGCUGCAAAAAGACAUUUUUUCUUUUUUGAGUGUUACGUAGUAAAAUUGCUUUCAUGCGUUGCGUGACUUUCUCGAACGUUCUCUACGUUUUUGGAUUAGCCAUGAAUAAUUAAUUAGGACAUGUUUACAUUUCAGCAUGAGUCAGCAGAUUUGCAUCAGUUACUGAAAUCAUAAAAUACCGUAUGUCGAAAAGCUACUACUACUCGCCUGCUGUUUAGUAUUUUCUAGAACCUUAUGUCAAACGGUAUACAAGUUCCAAGCGAGUUCUUUUGAAGAACUAAGUUUUUUCCCACGAGCUGGACUUCUGUGUUUAGUCAAGUGUGACGAAGGUCGAUUUUCAGGUAUUGUGUUUACAAGUUCGCGGAAGUCGUAAGAUGUCUGAAGUUCAAGUAAGAGUUUGUUAUUAUUGGUAGAGGCUGUUUAGUUUUACUCAAAGUUCAAGUCAAGUUUGUGUUGGUGGAUGCUGUGUUUUAAAGCUCUGUAAAGGCUAUGUUCCUUUGGUGUUAAACUUCCUUGUGUUAAUCCGACAUCCCUGCGUGCUGAUAGUCAGUGAAUAACUAUCCUCAAAACAGUCGAACUCGUGACUUUGAGUUUUAGCCAAUUCCAUGCUCAACGUAAUUGACUCCUUACCCAUGCCUUACAUAUCUUUAAUCAGUACAUGAGACUGCUAUGCUGUUUUUCAAGCCUGAUGUGACUAAGAAAAAUAGAGAAUUGUUUUUUUAGAAGGAUUUGUAUGGAGUCAUCAGAGCAUAACUGGGCUAACAUCUCGGAGACAAUUUGUCCCGAAAUGCUAGUUUUUGGCAAGUAGGCCUCUUGGAUGUUGCUCUUUUCAGAAUAUCCUGACAAAUCCCAUAAUUUCACAAAUUAACACCUUACUCUUACCGUAUUUGAUUUCUUACUAUUCCUCCGCAUUUACAAUUAAUUAGUUCCACAACCACGACGUCGAAGUGUACGCUCCGUAGCGUCUUGUUUGUGUUUACUUUAGGUCUGGGCUAAACGUCGAACUUUUCAUGUGACGAACCAAACUUAGAGACUAGAGUUAAGUUGUCUUGAACAGUUCGAUGUCUGGCUCAGUUAAGUUCGUUUGAAUGAGUUUGGAUCGCCCAACACGUUCUAUCCGUCUGCUUUAAAUUUGUAUAGUCCCUAAAUAUCUUAAAAAUUUCUGCGUAAUUUAAUUUCGGACUGUAUCUUGUCGAAACGUUUUGAUAUCAAAUCGACUGAUGUAUCCGGUGAGUUUACAAACAAGCAGUAUUAAGUGACAACUGGGGCGAAAAGGAAUUUUGAAUUUCAUCCUCUUCAUCAGUAUCUCGUUUAUGCUCAUUUGCCGCUCAGUUUCAAGAGAGAAAUGCAGUGCAUUGAAAAUUAUCUGUAAAGUCAAAAUUUGUAAUUUUUCUUUUUUAGGUGACACUUAAUCAUUUCGCCCAUUUUACUUGCGUGAUUUUGAUUGCCUUGUUUUGUUUUUGAUCAUAAAUUAUCUUUUUCAGAAAAAAUGCAAGAUCUACGGGAAGCAAACUCCCCAGGGAGAACCUCAGAAUUAGAAAGACAGUUGAGGGAUUUUCAGCAACGUGAAGAAAACUUCCAGAGACAGUUACGGGAGAUGCAGGAACGCGAACAGAAUUUACAACGGCAGCUCAGAGUUGUUCAAGAACGGGAUCAGUACUCUCAAAGCCAGCUAACGGAGUUUCGUCAACGUGAACAAAAUUCUCAGAGGCAGCUGAGGGAGUUGCAGCGGCAACUGAGCGAGAUAGGACAACAGUUGACCAAUUCCCGAGGACAAGUUUCUGAACUACAGUUAAGUCUUUCAACAGCUCAGCAAACAAUAAAUCAAUUGCGUAACCAGGGAGCACGUGACUGGGUUAUUCCCCGCGACGAAAUUCAAAUCACAGAAAAAUGCCUUGGGAGGGGAGGAUGGGGAAGUGUGAAUGAGGGAAUGUAUUGUGGCUGUACUGUAGCAGUGAAAGAAAUACAUGAGUUGAUUCUUUCCCCUCAUAACACACGUCUUUUUGAGAGAGAAAUGAAUAUUGCAUCCAAGUGUCGCCAUCCUCACUUACUACAGUUUAUCGGCGCCACAGUUGACGAGGGAAGUCCUCUGUUUGUGACCGAGUUGAUGGAUAAAAGUUUGCGGACUCUGUUAGAACAGCGGCAACUGUCCGAAACAGAAAUACGCACCAUUUCUUUGGAUGUAGCCUGCGCACUGAACUAUCUUCACCAGAAGAAACCAGAACCCAUCAUUCACCGGGAUGUCAGCAGUGCUAAUGUGUUGCUAUGGCGACAGGGUGACCAAUGGAGGGCCAAAAUGUCAGAUUAUGGCACUGCUAAUUUUAUACAGCAGACCAUGACAGUAGUUCCUGGAGCUAUGAUUUAUAGCGCACCUGAAGCACUUACAUCAAACCAAACAGUCAAGGUUAGUUUAAGGGAACAUUCAAGACUUUUUACUUACUAAAACUGUACAGCAAGGCUAACAGUGGCAGAAGUGAAAGUGACCCUUGUACUUUCCCUCAAACUCGCCCUCUUGUCCACUCCACAAACACUUCAACAUUCUUGAAUUAAAAAUGACCAUAUCUUUGUCAGGAGUCUUUGCACCUUGUUCAGCACUUUUUCCACUCUUAUGUUUUUCUCCAUGGAUUUGGUCCACGUAACUGGAUUUGUUAAAUUAUCCCUUCUUUUCUCUAAAGACAACAGUUAGACAAAAGACAAGACAAAAGUUAGUAUUUUUAGAAACAAAACAUUUAAGCCAAGAACUUACCAUGAGGCCUUUUAAGGAUCUUCUGAUUUCUAGGCUUUUCUUAUUCAUUUAUCAAUCUUGAUAAACAUAUAUUUCGUUUGCGUUCUCGAGAUUCUCCCUCUGGUGUUACUUCAACUCUUUUCGUAAUCAGUAUACCACUAAUAAGUAAUCUAAAUAAAGAAUAUUCUGGCAUAAAGUCAUGUAUUAUGAUUGUUUUUCUUAGGUUGAUGUCUACAGCUUUGGUGCUCUUCUCUGUGAAAUGUGCAUCCGGGAACUGCCAGAUCCUACAAGGCGAGAAGAACAAGUCGUGCUUGUAACGAACUCUGUGUUUCGCGGCCUGGUACGGCGAUGCCUGCAGAGAGAGCCUGGGACGAGACAAACCAUGCAGGGAAUAAUCGAUGAACUGAAAGAUGCCAGUGUAUCAUCUUAA
Porites lobata is the source of this 5282-nucleotide messenger RNA. The record is from the annotation of a GenBank genome assembly. NCBI's taxonomy places the organism in Eukaryota, Metazoa, Cnidaria, Anthozoa, Scleractinia, Poritidae.